AUGGCUCUUGAAUUGUCCGACAAAACAGGUGUCUGCGGUCGUGUGGCCCUGCAAAUGUCCGACGCGACUCAUUCGUCGGAAGUAGUGCCUAGUUGCGAAUACCGUAGCGGAACGGGCCUGCUAGACGUAUAUCUGGUCGAACCUGUGGCGACACUCUUUCCCACUUGGCGAACGCCUGCACCGCAAGGCACACGACCCAGAUUCCUUCAAUCCGUAAGUUGGUUCAGACGGCCAGCCGAGCCACAGAGGACACAAAGCGUGCCAAUGCCAACGCCGAGCAUGCUAUCGAAGAAGCCUUUCACCGAACGAGCCACGACUGGCCAGUUGGAUGGUGGCUCAGUCUUCACUGCCGAAGGAGAGGACGACGAGCCGAUACUCUUUGAGACGAUCUACACGGGGCAGUCCAAAUUACAGUACGGAUCAUUGCGAAAUGGUGAUGACGGGCACGUCCUCUGCACACCGUUCGCUCGAUUGGUGCUUCAAGUGGGCUCGAACGAUGACCAACAAUCACAGUUUCACGCAUGGUCCGCUGAUGGUAAUCUGACUCUUACUCUUGACACGCCCGUAACGAUGAGAUCUGUCCGCGAAGAGUACGGUCGAAUGCUCGACAGUAUGACUGAGAAGGAACUCAAUAUAUCGAAUACCAAUUCCCUCGGUCUGACAUGGCUAAAGACCUCAGUUCUGGACAAAGCAGCCAUGUUGCACCGCACAAGGCACCCAGACUUCGGAUUGAAUACCACACUAUGCCUGCAAUUAGGACUCACCGCUCGAGUCCCCAGCGCCGAUGAGCUCAAGGCAAUAGCGAACGAGCCCUUGAUAAGUCGCGCCAUCACUGCAUCAGUUCAGAGGCUCAGACGCCAUGGAGACUUGCCGCGCAUCGUCGGCGAUACAAUGACCGGUGAGGACAUCAAAGAGAUCAAACGCAAGCUCUGGGAUGAACCGAUGGACAGCGAGGCAGAGCAGCAUCAAAACACGGAGAACGGGUCCUGA
Molecule: messenger RNA, 990 nt
Organism: Kockovaella imperatae
Lineage: Eukaryota; Fungi; Basidiomycota; Tremellomycetes; Tremellales; Cuniculitremaceae
Exons: 1
Coding region: 1-990 (329 amino acids)
Source: RefSeq, a predicted model, not a curated record